Messenger RNA from Neoarius graeffei (lesser salmon catfish), 1839 nucleotides. RefSeq names its product proline-rich protein 15. Bases 247 to 636 code for a protein of 129 amino acids. NCBI's taxonomy places the organism in Eukaryota, Metazoa, Chordata, Actinopteri, Siluriformes, Ariidae. The transcript is spliced from 2 exons. The record is from RefSeq and is a predicted model, not a curated record.
UGGAACAGUCCACCACGCACCCUCUCUGCUGCAGUCCGGGGGGUUUCUGUUACAGAGGAAUGAACUCGGUUCCGAGAAAAGAACACAUCAUGGACCAUGAAAGCGUCCAGUGGGGUGUGCGUGGCUCCGGAGGAUGUGGCGCGCAGGAGAGUGUGUAGUGCGGGGGUUUGUUCAGCAGAUGAGGAGCGCAUGAGUACCAGGCCCUGGACUUUAGAGCAGCUUGUGUGAUCUAGGUUUUAAAACAAAAUGACUGAAAAGACGGCUCCUUGGUGGAGAUCCUUCGUCGGAAAGAGGCGGAAGGCGGCCAGGGAAUCGGCAUCGAUCCUGGAGCAGGACCUCGCAGCCCACAGAAGCACCGAAUCCAGCCAGCAGCCCAUCUCCAUUACCACCACUCCGGAGCAGAGAAGCGGCUCAGUGACCAGUUCGCAAGCAGCAGGAGGGCAAGCUGUUCUAGCCGAUGACACUUACGACGACUCUGUCGUACAGCCGACGUUCAGCGAGAGCGCCAACCGACGCAACCUGCGCGUGUCACGAUCAGGCCGCUUCAAGGAAAAACGACACACGCGUGUGGGCCUGCCAGAACAAUAUGGAAACACUGAAAGGGAAGAGCCACCGAGCAAAGGCGACAUGAACUAAUCAUGCCUGUCACUGCGAUUAAUCCCAGAUUCUGGACUGGAAGAAUACUUUGGUCUGGUAGAACAUGCAAAUGCCUACAGCUGUGAGUGUGAUAAGUAAUCAGCCACCCUUAGUGUACUAUCCGCUUGAGGUUGUGUGGUUGAUUAACUACACACACAACAGAAAGACACAUCCGAGCAGCUAAAACUAGCACAUGACGUAAAAUAUGCUGAGUGAUGUAUCUGCAAUUCCUGGAACUCUUCAACAAACCAGAUGGCUUGAACGGCUUCACUGGUCUCUCCUGAUUCUCACGCUGGCAUAAGUGACCCACUGCAUGCAUUUAGUCAUUUCUCUUCAGUCGUUCUUGUUUCUCAGUGCGUGGAACCGAGAUGCUCUGAAGUUCUCAUGCUUCGGGGGACACAGUUGCAGGGCUUUGGCUUGUUCAUAAACGAAGCUGAAUGAAGACGGCACAUUUCUCUUGAGUGAAAAUGCUGGCAGGGAUGAGAGCAGGUGCACAGAAGCACAUGUCCUCUUAUAUAUGAAGUUUUAACUGUAUAGUUCUGUAUUUUGGAAUAAAAAUGUUUUAUGAAGGAUUUAAUAUAUAUUCACUAAGAAGGUUGAACGAUUGCACUGUAAAAAAGGGGGGGGGGGUUUGUGAAGAUUACUAUUUUGCUGCUUGCAGGGAAAUGAAGUUUAUAUCAGAUUAAGUUGUUAUGUACUGAUUUGUUUUUCAAAGCUAUGAGCUUACCAUCACACACAUUAUGGAAACCGGGUGGAAGUAUUUACCCACUCCAUACAUCAAUAAUGAAGGUCAAUAUGGUGCAAAGAAAUUAAUCAGAACUUGAACAAAUAAUUUAUACAAAAUCAGCUACUGAAUUAGCAUUGAGCUCUUGUAUAUGUGUUGUAUCAGACCUCCGGAAUAGGAAUGAUGUGGUAGAGUCACCCAGGACAUAAUAAAUAAUAAAUUUCUGGGUUAAAAGAAGGUUACAUGAAGUAAAGAAGGAACUUUCAUUUAUUAUUAUUAUUAUUAUUAUUAUUAUUAUGCAAGCCUGUAGUUCUAAAAGAUGAAGAUCUGGCAACACAAACCUGAAUUUAAUAUUAAGAUUAUUUUGAGAUUUACAGUUAAACAUAUGCUUUAAACACUUGGCAGGAAAAAAAAUGCAAAUCUGUUCUUGCAAUCCGAUUUUUGAAAUGCAGGAUGACAUUGUAAAUAAAGAAAUCUGA